AUGUUGCAAGUUUCCAAUACAUUGGUAGCGAGAACAGGACGUGAAAAACAAAAAUACACGGAUGGUAUACGCCAGGUAGCCGGCUGUGUGCCAAUCGAUAGGAAAACCGGUAAAAUCCUGCUGAUAACGCGAAGAAAAAAGGGAGAAGGUUGGGUGCUGCCUAAAGGUGGUUGGGAAAAUGAUGAAUCAGUACAAGAAGCAGCAGCAAGGGAAACAUAUGAAGAGGCUGGUGCAAGAGGACAAAUAACGUCAUUGAUUGGCGUUUGGAAUCAUCAUGUUAUUAAGAAAAAUACUGGAUUACCAAAGGCUCAAUUUAGGUUUUAUGAAAUGGAAGUAGAUAAACUGGAAGAAAAUUGGCCGGAAAAGAAGGAGCGAAAUCGGCAGUGGUUUUCUUAUGAAGAUGCAAUAAAAGAAUUGAUAAAACCUUUUAUGCGCGAAGUGGUUGAACGCUGCUCAUUAGCUCCAUCUAAUAAUAACAAUAUUAAUCAAACAGGAAAG
Molecule: messenger RNA, 498 nt
Organism: Funneliformis geosporum
Lineage: Eukaryota; Fungi; Glomeromycota; Glomeromycetes; Glomerales; Glomeraceae
Source: the annotation of a GenBank genome assembly